This is a messenger RNA of Symsagittifera roscoffensis, 2166 nucleotides long. RefSeq names its product solute carrier family 22 member 13-like. The transcript has 11 exons. Lineage: Eukaryota; Metazoa; Xenacoelomorpha; Acoela; Convolutidae. Gene Ontology annotation, biological process: transmembrane transport. The record is from RefSeq and is a predicted model, not a curated record. Gene Ontology annotation, molecular function: transmembrane transporter activity. Bases 169 to 1812 code for a protein of 547 amino acids.
CUCAAUCCCAAAAACAAGUAAAAUGUUCUUUCACUACAAAUGAUUGACUAACUGAAUACAUCUGCCAUCGACUUGGUAAUUUUUAUUUCAGAAUAGCAAAUUAGACACUAGCCUUGAGCUUGAAUCGCGAAGCCAUUCCAUUUAGUUUCAGCGAUUGAUACUAAACGGAUGAAUAAGAAGAAGAUGAGUGAAGAUGACGUGACUGAAAUGGAGGAGAUGUUCACUGAAAUUGCCAAGACAACAGGCUACUUGAAUUGGUGGCACUCAUUGAUGUUCAUGGGCGUGAUCAUAGUGUCGCUGCAGGACGGGGGAAAUCUUAUCUGGCCAGUGUUUGGAGCAGCCCACAUUCCCCACAAGUGCAAGGUUCCAGGACUGGACCAUCCCCAGUUCAACCAGACGCCACAGGCACUCAUUUUUGGAACGUUUUUCAAUGAUCCUGAUAAGUUCGGCUGUAAGGGAGUGGGCUCAGAGAAUGACAACGGCUGUUCUGCCCUCAAUGCAGACCCUAUCGCCCUCAUCCGGGAGGCGGAACUAAUGGACAAAUCAGUCACGGAGUUACUCCGGGAACCCGGCCAGUCGGAAGUUCUGAGUGAAGCCAAGUAUAGCCAGUGUGACGAGAUGCAUGGCUACGAGUUCAUGCCAGAUAACGUGGAAGACUCAGUUGUCUCGGAGUUCCGAUUAGUCUGUGGGCGUGAGUUCUACCGCAGAAUCGACAAGUCUGCGUUCGCUUUUGGACAGUGCAUCGGCGCUUUCCUGUUCGGCUAUCUUGGCGACAGGUUUGGUCGGAAGCGGGUGCUGACUAUCCAGUUUCUGAUUGAGAUCCCCUUCAUCGUGGCCAUGUCUUUCAGCAACAACAUGCAGGUCAUCAUAGGACUCCGAUUCAUUAUCUCUGUGUUUAACAUGGCCAAAUACCCUCUAGCUGUCACCUACGGAUUGGAGACUGUGCUUCCCUCCCACAGGAAUGUGAUGGGUAUCAUGCCUGGCAUGGUGUAUGGGAUUGGCAUGUCCUUCUACACUAUACUGGCUUAUUUCAUCCGCACUUGGCGCAUCUUCACCACCACUGGCAUGUGGUUCUGCAUGCCAGUCAUGCUCUACUGGUUGAUCCUACUUCCAGAGAGUCCUCUAUGGCUCAUCAAAGCUCGGAAGUUCCGAGAAUUCAAACGAUCAGUUGAUAACAUGGAAAAGAGAACAGGCAAGAAAUUCGACACCAAAUUCCAGCUCAAACUGGGAGAGUUAGUUGAACGGGAGCCAGAAGAGAGAAGCUACUGGAAUUUUUUCAAAGAUGGAGUGGCUUGUAAGAGGAGGGAGUAUGUGGACGAAGCUCAUGAGGAACUGCACAUGAGCACGUACAUGAAGUUGAAGUUGAUCUUCAUGAACCAUCUAUUGAGGCGCUGGUUGAUGAUACACUGCUGUGUCUGGUCUGCAACCAUGGUGUUAUAUUAUACCCUGACUAUGGGCCAGGAUCUGUUCGACCUCAACCUCUACAGCUUCACAUUCAUGAUAGGCUUCUUCGAGGUGCCCGGAACUCUUCUAACUAUGCUCAUUGUGAACAGAAUGGGCAGAAAACCCACUCUGAUCUCAGGCCUAAUUCUAUGUGCUGCAUGUCUCAUGUUGUGCUACUUCUUCAAUGGCAACAAACUAGUUCUUCUGGUGUCGGCCUCUUGCGCGAAGCUGUUCGUCACAGGAGUGUUCGCACUCAUCUACCUCUACCUCGGCGAGUCCAUGCCCACCCUCUCACGCACCACAGCUGUCGGUUUUGCGUCUGCUUUCUGCCGUGUUGUGGGAUGGCUUUUCCCUUUGUGGACCUGCUGAACUCCUACAUACCAGGGGCCAGUCUCAUUUUCAUGACGUCACUAGCCCUACUCAGUGCAUUCCUCAGCUUCUUCCUCCCGGAGACCAGUGGACAGAAACUACCAGCCACUCCUGAAGAUUGCGAAUUGAUUAGUAAAGGACAGUGGAAGGAAAACAUUGACAUAGAAGUGGAACUAACCUAAAAGUAGCUUCUUAAAUUGUUACUUUUCAGAAUAUAUAUGAAUAGUUGACAAUUUCUUACUUAGAAGUGAACCAGGUAUAACCAAGGGCUUUAAUCUGAGCUUUCAGCGCUUUAUUCUGAUAUACAUAGACUUGUAUUCUGAGCAAUGAAAGAUGAUAUUUCAUAGAUAAAGA